Messenger RNA from Notodromas monacha, 897 nucleotides. The record is from the annotation of a GenBank genome assembly. Lineage: Eukaryota; Metazoa; Arthropoda; Ostracoda; Podocopida; Cyprididae.
AGGUGUCGGCCCGUUGUGCGUGCGACGUGUUGAGGGACGGAUUGUCGGAGAUAUUAGCGAGGUUAUCGUGCCAAUUCGAAACAAGGAAGACAUAAACACAAAUUUUUAGUUGAAUCGAAACACGUCACGUAGAUGAGCAACGCAGCCAUGUCAUCGACAGUGACGAAAACGAGCAAGUACGUGUAUCGAUCGACAGGCGGGCACGGCGCCGACAUCUCCAUCGAGUAUGGCACCGACACCGGCGCCUUCACCAGACUCGAGGACAAGAUCCGGUUGCUGCAGGAGGACUUGGAGUCGGAGAGGGAACUCCGGCAAAGGAUCGAGAGGGAGAAGGCGGAUCUGAGUGUGCAAGUCAUCCAAAUGUCCGAGCGCUUGGAAGAGGCUGAAGCUGGCACCGACUGCCAGAUCGAGUCCAACAAGAAGCGGGACAUGGAAUUGAUGAAACUGCGGAAGUUGCUGGAGGAUGUGCACAUGGAGUCUGAAGAGACUGCUCACAUGCUGCGCAAGAAGCACCAGGAAUCUUUGCAGGACCUGCAAGACCAACUGGACCUUGCCAUGAAAUCCAGGGCCAAGAUUGAGAAGGAAAAGGGUAAGAUGCAACAGGAAAUCUACGAGCUGCUGAACCAGAUCGAGUCGUCGAACAAGGACAAGAUUACAGCGAUGAAGACUGCCGAGAAGAUGGAAAUCACGGUGCACGAGCUGUCCAUUCGCAUUGAAGAGCUGAACAGGACCAUCAUUGACAUCACGUCCCACAAGUCGCGGAUUUCGCAGGAGAACAUCGAGCUGGUCAAGGAAGUGCAAGAACUCAAAAUUUCAAUUGAAAACGUUUCUUAUGCCAAGAGCCAAAUCGCGACUCAGUUCGAGGACUGCCGUCGGCGAUUGGAGGACGAGGAACGG